UUGCGCGCUCUUGCACGUGAUGUCCACUGCUCUUCCUGUGUAGGGUAUUAUUUUCUUUUUACAUUUUUAUUUAUUUAUUUAUUUAUUUUAUUUUUUUGCUCGCUUUUUGAUACAUUUUUGAGGGGUGAGGGGACUGGCGGAAUUUGAUGUGGAUACUGUUUGGGUUUGGUGCAUCGUUGAAGACCGUGUAAGGAGGAACAACAGGAGGGUGUUAUCAGAUGUUCCCGUGCUCAUGAAUGUUCCGCAAGACAGUCCACGACCUGCCAGCCUCUGAAGCGAUUUACUCAUAAACCAUUUUAAACUGUGUCAACGAUUUAAUAUUGAUAUUAAAUUGAUAUUAAUGAUAAUAAAUGAGACCAGGUGAAUGAGGGGAGCUUAGUCAUGGAGAGUCCACAUUUACCUGCUGAGAUAAUUUCUUAUAUAUUGAGUUUCCUUCAUGUAACGGAUCGAAAAGAGGCGUCACUGGUGUGUAAGAGUUGGUAUGAUGCAUGCCAGGACCACUGCUUUCAGAAAAAUGUCACUUUCAAGUUCCCCGUUUCCACAUCUUCACUGGACUUUAUCCGUGCACUUGCAAGGCGCCCUCGCUGUGGCCUAGUCAUCAGCCAUCUUGAUGGAUCCAGUCUGUCAAGACAAGUACUUAUGGAGGUGGGGCUUCACCUCGGCCCUCGCUUGGACAGUUUGGCUCUACCUGGCAGCAGCGUCACAGAGGCCUCACUGCUGGGCCUCCUGCCACAUCUGACCGGCCUUCGCAGGCUGGACCUCCAGGGGCUGGACAGCCUCUUUAUGUCUGGAGCUUUUUUGUCAAAAGAAGAGCACCCAAAACAGGUCCAGAAUGCUUUGAGGAAUCUGGAGGAACUGGACCUGUCUGAUCUGCGCUAUCUCUCAGACCUCUCUUUUAAUCGCCUGACGAGUUGCACGCCCAGGUUACGCAGUCUGUCCCUGGCCGGAUGUCACAUCUCUUUCGAGUUCGACCCAUACCGAGGUUGCCCGGUUGGGUUUGGCUCUUCCGCUCUAGUUUCCCUCCGUAACCUCCUGAGUCUCCUGCAGAAGCAGACCUCCACGCUCCGCAGCCUGGACCUGAGUCGCACCAGCAUCACUCCCGAGUCGCUCCGCUCCAUAGCUCAGCUGCCCAGCCUGCGUCUGGAGGAUCUGAGUCUACGCGGCUGUAAAGAGCUGACGGACUACUCCAUGGAAACCCUCUGCAAGCAGCAGAGCGGUCUGAGGACGCUGGACGUCCGAGCCUGUACGGAGUUAACCAGUAGGACGGUGCUGGCUGUGGCCACUGAGCUGAAGGAGCUGCGGUCGCUGUCCCUCUCGCAGGACUGGAAGAUCACGGAUAAAGGGCUGGCCGAGCUGAUGACGCUGCCGUGCUUGAGGAGUCUGGAUCUGUCUGAGUGUCUGCAUGUCAGUGGUGCAGACCUGGUGAAGGGACUGUCCUCUCCACAGACCAGGGCUCAGCUGGAGACCCUUAGCCUUAGAAACUGCACUUACAUAAGGGAUACAGAAAUGUUCUCCCUGACACAGCUGCUCGGCCGUAACCUGAGAGAGCUGGACCUCACUUCCUGUGUCUGCCUCACUGACCUGAGCGUCCGCGCCAUCACAACGUACCUCCCUGCGCUGGUGGUGCUGCGGCUCGGCUGGUGCAAAGAGAUCUCCGACUGGGGGCUGCUGGGAAUGGUGGAGCCCACCAAAGAUUGUGAACCAAGAGACAAAAAGGAGGAUAAUGGCCCAAGCUUUACUAGGACGUUUGGGAACAUGGGCUUCUUCCAGCCUCCCAGCCUGCCUUUCCAGGAGAAGCCACGUCUCGUGACCGAGGAGGACCUCGGGGCCUUUAGGGAGCAUCAAGAGGGAGUGUCUCUUUUGGCCCUCAGGGGUCUUCAGGAACUAGAUCUGUCAGCCUGCUUCAAGUUAACUGACACCAGUAUCACACAGGUACUCCGUUUCCCAGACCUACAGCGUCUCUCGCUUUCUAUGCUGCCCGAGAUCAGUGACGACAGCUUGGUGUCCGUAGCCUAUCACUGCCGCAGCCUCACCAGCUUGGCGCUCAGCCACUGUCCCCAGAUCAGUGACCAGGGCAUGGCGCGGGCCCUUCCGCUCCUCCACAGACUGCAGCAUCUGUUCAUGGCCUGCUGCGACGCGGUUACCAACGAAACUCUUUCUAUAAUCGCGCUCCACUGCGACAGACUCCGGACCCUCGAUGUGUCCAUGUGUAAGGAUAUCACAGUGCACCAGGUGGACCUCCUCCAGUCCCAGCUGCCCUUCCUCAAGAAAGUGCAGUGUCGCUUUGCCAACGGUGCAGACUUUACUAUGGUACUAUGAAGUGGCCGUCCACUUUUUCAGCAGCGUUGUUUCCGGAAGUAAUUUUUCUGUUUAUUGCUUACAAAGACAUUUUAAAGGAAGUAUUCGAAAGUGUUUGAAGCCAUGAACAAAAGCAUACAAAGUGUACAAGGACUUGGCUGAAGGAAAGAACUAGUAAACCAUGAAGAAUUGUUAAUGACAAUCUAAUUAGAAACGAUGGAGAAAUAUAGAUCUGCUUAUUUAAAGUUGUUGAUUAUAUCUAUAGAAACAAUACAUUUAAAGGUUAUAAUGGUUCCCUGCAGAGCUGUUUUGGUAUGAUUUGCUCACCGUGACUGUGAUUGGUGGAAUUUUCUGCAGAGCAUCAUGGGUAAUGUAGUUUUUCCACCACAAAUUCUGCCUUUUAGUAAUUAUUUUAAAAAUGAGUUGAAAUCAUGUAAACUUUACAUUAAGUCAUGGUUCUAAAUCUAUUUCAUUAUGGAGAAAAUAAACAGUUUUACUUCUGGAACCCGAGCGCUGCACUCCAUACAGUGAAAAUGAAUGGUAUGAAAGUAUAUUUAAAGCACUUUUAACUCAGGUAUGAAAGAGUAAUCGAUUCCUAAAUGCUGUAUUGUUUUGCGUCGGACUGUAAUUGUGCUAUUAAUGUGGUGAAUCACUGCUUCUGAAUGAAUCUGAGGGUCCAAACAUUUCAAAUGACUCUAGUAGUACUGUAAACCUGAUCUACUAUUGAUUAGUAGAUAUAAACUCUACUUCCAGGCAGUAUUUGUCAAUAAAUAUUUUAUAAGAAUCU
Messenger RNA from Cyprinus carpio (common carp), 3085 nucleotides. It is a transcript of the gene fbxl9, whose product is annotated as leucine rich repeat containing 29. Bases 382 to 2319 code for a protein of 645 amino acids. Gene Ontology annotation, molecular function: protein binding. The transcript has 8 exons. NCBI's taxonomy places the organism in Eukaryota, Metazoa, Chordata, Actinopteri, Cypriniformes, Cyprinidae. The record is from RefSeq and is a predicted model, not a curated record. Gene Ontology annotation, biological process: SCF-dependent proteasomal ubiquitin-dependent protein catabolic process. Gene Ontology annotation, cellular component: SCF ubiquitin ligase complex.